This is a messenger RNA of Pecten maximus, 2836 nucleotides long. RefSeq names its product ceramide kinase-like. NCBI's taxonomy places the organism in Eukaryota, Metazoa, Mollusca, Bivalvia, Pectinida, Pectinidae. Gene Ontology annotation, molecular function: kinase activity. The coding region runs from base 253 to 1293 and encodes 346 amino acids. The transcript is spliced from 10 exons. The record is from RefSeq and is a predicted model, not a curated record.
UGGCAGUCGGGUGUAUAUCUCAGACCGUGAUCGGACAGGUGGAUUGUAUACGGCGGUUAUAAUGACAAUAGUUUGGUGCCGUGUUAAGCAUUAAGUAAUUUCAAGCAUCAUAACACUCUUUCGUGUAGACAUUUGGAAAAUAAUAUUAAUUAGAUACGGAGCAGUUCACUAGUAAAUACGUAUCAUAUGGUGUCGCGGUGAAAGGGUUAUUUAACUUCAGUGAAACUAAAUAUAUUGUUUAUAUGAAAAGUCAUGGAUACAAUUACUUAUAAAAUGCAUUUGUCAAGGAAAGCAGGGGUGACAUCUGUUCCCGUGGAUGUUACCCUGACAGAGAAAGUCCUAACUUGGACAAGUGAGCUGCAGUUUAACAGAGUUAAAGUGAAAUCAAUAUGCACAAACGAUCUCCUAGCAAUACAUCCGGUCAAAACCGGAAGUGAUGUCGUGGAGUCCGAUGUGAUGACGUUCAGACUGUUCUUCGUAGAACACUUUCCUCACAGAGUAAUGAAGAUGAAUUCCAUUGUACUGUCGAUCCAUCAUUCUGACGCUUUGUCUUUCUUGACGAAAAUAAACACUAUUGUAAAAGGUCCACAGAAACCAAGGCGUCUUCUGGUGUUCAUCAAUCCCAUAAGCGGAAGGAAGAAGGGUACGACCGUCUACCGAAAGCAAAUGUCACCACUAUUUCGAAUUUGUGGUAUUAGUGUAGAUGUUGUUGUCACUAGACGGCGUCGCCAUAUUUCGUCUGUUCUGGAGACAUAUGAUCUCACGACUAUAGAUGGCAUAGUAACAGUCGGAGGUGACGGAUUGUACAGUGAAUGUGUGAACGCCUUACUCCGGAAACAACAACCAAAUAACGAUAUAGAAUUAGACACGCCUUCAUCCCCAGUCAGUGAAAUUCCAAUAGGCAUCAUCCCUGCGGGAACAGGAAACGUCUUGGUGGAGUUUCUCCAUGGCAACAAAGACACAGAAACAGCUGUUUUACACAUUAUAAAAGGCAAAACAACUCCAUCCAAUGUCGCUGGUCUCUACCAAAACCGCAAAUUGACAGUGUUUGCUGGUCUUGUACUGGGAUUUGGUCUGUGUGGUGAGAUGGUGAGGGAUUGUGAGAAGAUGAGAUGGCUCGGACCAACAAGACACUCUGUAGCUCCGCUCAAAGCAUUCUUCCAGAGGCGAACGAUUGAUCUCGAUGUUACAUCGAAACAAACGACUACAGGAACAAAGGACACUGUCGGACAAAACUGUCGUCUGUCUGGUCCAAUGUAUAGCUUGGAUAUGUGGGAUACCAACACUCGUUAACGGUCCGCUGAGGAUGGAGCCUACCUUCGGACACAGUUCAUUAACCUUACACGCUGUCCACAAGUGUAGCUUCGUGGAUCACCUUCGUCACCUUCUCAAAGUCAACAGUCGACAAUCGGGAUGUUUCGAUUACGAUUUUGUGAAGACCAUACAAGGGACCGGAUUCGAGGUUCAUCUUCAACGUCACCAAGGGUUCACACGGAAGUUUUAUAUCAAUCACGAUGGGGAACACACAACGCUGACGUCACAAUCAUUUGAUGUCAGAUUACAUCAAGGUGCCAUCAAGUUAUUUGGGGAAGUGGAAUGAGCGAUGGUUGUCUUCGAGACUCAUGAAAACCUAAUCUAGUCAAUCUCGAUAUCAUAACAUUCAUUUACAAUGUGUGAGGACAUGUGAUAAUGUAGCGUCUUAUUACGAUGAUGGUCUUUAUGAUAAUAAGUAGAUCUGAUAGUAUUAUCUAUCACAACGGUAGUGAUGACAAUAUGAUACCCAGGUCAAGGCUCCAAAGUCCAAUAUGAUUGCCAGGCCAAGGCUCCGAAAGGACAUUAGAUGUCUUUGCCAAAGCUACCAAAGCCAAUGUAUCUCGACCAAGGUUUCCUAAUGACAAUCAGAAGAACCUUCAUGGGACAACACAUACUUAUUGUAUCAAUCCAAUACCAUCCACAAAUUAUCGACAGUAGCUGUAUGUUGGUAUGGGACUCUCCUUAUUAACAAAGCUAAAGAUAGAAAACCCUGCCAAAUGAGAUUGUUAACGAUUGUAUAGAAUACAGCAUUACUUUUAUGCCAUUCAGUAUUAUAUGUUAUAGAAAAAGUAGAUACGUUUUUUACACUGUAUAAGUAGUUGUUUUACGUUUUGUCAAUUUGAAAGUAGUUUUGAGUGGAUUGCAAAAUUCUUAACACCCAUUGUAACUUUUUUCUCAUAUUGUUCAUUUAUCAUUAUUACUAUUAUUUUCAUUUCGUGCCAAUUUAUUUGUAUUGUUCUAUAUUAAUAUACAUAUAUUAAAUACCUACAGAUAGCAUUGUUUACUAUCAAAAUGGAUUAUCAAUAGUCAAUACACCAUGAUAAUACCUUAUGAUAAUAGAUGUCAGUUAGGAUGUCCCUUAUACAACGAGGAUAAAAAGCAGCAUUUAUUGUUUAUACAUGUGUAUAUAUGCAUCCACGUAUACUAAGUAAAUCAAAUGGAUCUAAGUCAGGGUAACACCUCGCGAUUGGUCAGUGGUUGAAGUUGAUAUGACAACACAUUCGUGAUUGGUGGUAAUUGAUAUCCAUUGUCUCCUUAUAAAGUGUUUUAACCUUUCCACCAAUCAGCUCUGAACGCUCAGUUUUAUUUAUGUUUAUGAUAAUAUGGUUUAUAUAAAGUGUGUUAUUUAUCCUUAUUUGUUUAUGAUAGCUCAUUUUAUUUUAAAACUUGUGAUGUUAUAUAUUUAACCAAUCUACUUUGCAUAUACUAUUUUAUAACAAACCGGUAGUCAAAAUUAAUCCUAAUUGUUAUCAUUUACACAUGGAAUGUAGAUAUGUUGUAUGAUAAAGCAUUUUCUCCAGCA